This is a messenger RNA of Lepus europaeus (European hare), 1510 nucleotides long. RefSeq names its product YdjC chitooligosaccharide deacetylase homolog (gene YDJC). Gene Ontology annotation, molecular function: deacetylase activity. The transcript has 5 exons. The record is from RefSeq and is a predicted model, not a curated record. Lineage: Eukaryota; Metazoa; Chordata; Mammalia; Lagomorpha; Leporidae. Bases 1 to 1203 code for a protein of 400 amino acids. Gene Ontology annotation, biological process: carbohydrate metabolic process.
AUGCACGCGUGCCCUGACUUCGCCGAGGCUCCCGCGCGAUGGUGUUUGCCGCCGCGGGAGGAAGUUCGGACCGUGUGGCAGUCAAUCCUGCCGCGGCAGUUGCAGGGCCAGGCCGUCACCGCCAGGUGGCGACAACAAAGGCCGCGGGCGGCAGCCGCUGGGCGUGCGCGCGCGGGGCGGGGCGGGGCGGCCCCCGCUGCCCCCUCCCUCGGCGAGGAGGGGAUGGCCGCCGUGGCCCGGCCGCGCGUGCGGCUGGUGGUCACCGCGGACGACUUUGGGUACUGCCCGCUGCGCGAUGAAGGCAUCGUGGAGGCCUUCCUGGCCGGCACCGUGACCAGCGUGUCCCUGCUGGUUAACGGCGCGGCGGCGGAGAGCGCGGCGGAGCUGGCUCGCAGGCACGGCAUCCCCACGGGUCUCCACGCCAACCUGUCCGAGGGCCGCCCCGUGGGCCCCGCCCGCCACGGCCCCUCGUCGCUGCUCGGUCGCGACGGCUUCUUUCUCGGCAAGAUGGGAUUCCGGGAGGCGGUGGCGGCCGGGGACGUGGCUUUGCCCCAGGUGCGGGAGGAGCUGGAGGCCCAACUCAGCCGCUUCCGAGAGUUGCUGGGCCGAGCCCCCACGCACGUGGACGGGCACCAGCACGUGCACGUACUCCCAGGCGUGUGCCAGGUGUUCGCCGAGGCGCUGCAGGCUUCCGGGGUCCGCUUCACCCGGCUGCCGCUGGAACGCGGCGUGGGCGGCUGCGCGUGGCUGGAGGCCCCUGCGCGCGCCUUCGCCUGCACUGUGGAGCGUGACGCCCGAGCCGCCGUGGGCCCCUUCUCCCGUCACGGCCUGCGGUGGACGGACGCCUUCGUGGGCCUGAGCACCUGCGGCCGACACAUGUCUGCCCAUCGCCUGUUGGGGGCGCUGGCGAGGGCCCUGGAAGGCAGGCCGGCGGGCCACGCCCUGACGGCCGAGCUGAUGGCGCACCCGGGCUACCCCAGCGUGCCUCCAGCGGGGGGCUGCGGUGAGGGCCCGGACGCCUUCUCCUGCUCUUGGGAGCGGUUGCACGAGCUACGAGUGCUCACGGCGCCAACGCUGCGGGCCCGGCUGGCCCAAGACGGCGUGCAGCUCUGCGCCCUGGACGACCUGGACUCCAAGAGGCCCGGGGAGGGGGUGCCCUGUGGGGCCACUCUGGAGCCCUUCCUGCAACCCUCGACACCUUGACGCCGACCGAGGGCCCAGCUCUGAUUGGCCCUCCGUGCAGAGAAGGCGGUAGCAUUGAGCCUCGGCACAGUCUGGAACCCAGCCCUGGAGCAGAGUCCGUGACUGCUCCGGGUGCGGGCCACUUCAAGCCCAGGUGGCCAGUUCCUCCUGGCUCCAGUGUGACAGUCACAGCAUGGGCACGCCCGAGUCUUGGCUGCAGGCUGCCUCCGCCUGUGCCGCCUGUGCCCAGGUGUGCCCGCACAACCGCAGUCAAACCCGUGAUGGUUUAAGGGCAGUGGGCAGAGACGGUGACAUUUAAUAAAACGCU